AUGGGAUUCAGAAAAGUGGACUUCGACCCUUGUGUUUUCAUUCACAAAGCAGCGGAAGUUGUCAUCGCCAUCUACGUAGACGAUAUACUUAUCUUCUACUGGUUUGUUAAACUCAAGAACCACGUCAGCCUCCAACUCCACGCAGAAUUCGAAAAGACGGAAACUGUCACAGCCAACUGGGCACUUGGAAUCCACUUGAUCCACACUAAGACCGGCAUGAUCCUAUCACAGAAAGUCUAUUUCAAGUGUGUACUUAUCAAAUACGGUUUCGAUGAAUCUAGACCUGUUGCUACACCUAUCGACAACAAUAUUCACCUACAAAAGGGAACAGAAGUGGAGAAAAAUUGA
Molecule: messenger RNA, 348 nt
Organism: Morchella sextelata
Lineage: Eukaryota; Fungi; Ascomycota; Pezizomycetes; Pezizales; Morchellaceae
Exons: 1
Coding region: 1-348 (115 amino acids)
Source: RefSeq, a predicted model, not a curated record